Molecule: messenger RNA, 2537 nt
Organism: Cotesia glomerata
Lineage: Eukaryota; Metazoa; Arthropoda; Insecta; Hymenoptera; Braconidae
Gene: trc
Product: serine/threonine-protein kinase tricornered
Exons: 10
Coding region: 181-2148 (655 amino acids)
Biological process (GO): intracellular signal transduction; peptidyl-serine phosphorylation
Molecular function (GO): protein serine/threonine kinase activity; ATP binding
Source: RefSeq, a predicted model, not a curated record
UUUUUUUUAUCAAUGUCUUAUCAGUUCUAUAUAAAUUUAUCGAAUGUGAUAACAAAUUGCGAUUUUACAAGUUGAAUUGUAAUAACAGAGUUGUGAUAAUAAUUAAAAAAAAAUUAAUAAGGAAGUGCAAGUGAUAAUUAAUUUUUUUUAUUACUCCAAUAAUUAUCUGGGGAAUUUUUGAUGCCGUUUUUGUUUUGCGGUUUUGUGUUUAACUCGUCGGACGACGAGACACGUGAGAUGCCGGUAGCGUCAAACAACUACUGGCUUCCGGAGUCUGCUAAAAUACUAAAUCUUCACGCAAACUCAGCUGGGUGGAUGUCGCCGUACAGCAGAGUUCAAGGGGCAGUUGAGCAUACUCGUACUCCGGGUAGCGAAGGAGAAGGUGGAGGCUUAAACAGCUCCAAAGAACAGCAACAGUGUCGUGAUGUGAACAAGGAGUUGGAGGGUACACACGCCGACACCGGGAAUAAAACUAUAUUUGCUAAUAAUAAUAAUAUCAAUAGUCGUAAUAACAGUGGUGUUACUUGCAAUAGUCAUGGGAAAAAUCAUUUGAAUAAUAGUAGUAAUAAUAAUAAUAUUGUUAAUAGUAGUGAUAAACAUAAUAAUCACCGUAAUAUUGGUGGUAACAGUCAUAAUGGUAGUGGGGUUGUUAUUUUGGAGGGGUGCAGGCCGAGCACGACUACUGCAAGGAGAUUUUUGAGGUGGUUUGGAAGAAUUGGACAACCUGUUAUGGAAAAAUCAGGGGUAUUGGAGAUGGCCGCGACAGAAAGCACGAUACGUUUCAGUGGCCACACAUUAGAUAAAGCUACCAAGGCAAAGGUGACAUUAGAAAACUACUACAGCAAUUUAAUAGCCCAACAUAUUGAGCGAAAGCAAAGGCUAGCAAAACUCGAGGAAUCAUUGAAAGAUGAAGGUUUAUCCGAGCAGCAGAAACAGGAGAAAAGGCUUCAGCAUGCGCAAAAAGAAACAGAGUUUCUUCGCUUGAAGCGAUCCAGACUCGGUGUCGAAGACUUUGAACCACUCAAGGUCAUCGGUCGUGGUGCCUUUGGCGAGGUAAGACUUGUGCAGAAAAAAGAUACCGGUCACGUUUACGCAAUGAAAAUAUUAAGAAAAGCAGAUAUGCUUGAAAAAGAACAAGUUGCACACGUAAGAGCUGAAAGAGAUGUACUCGUCGAAGCAGAUCACCAGUGGGUUGUUAAAAUGUAUUACAGUUUUCAAGAUCCAAUUAAUUUAUAUUUGAUAAUGGAGUUUUUACCUGGAGGCGACAUGAUGACGCUUCUAAUGAAGAAAGAUACACUUUCAGAGGAGUGCACUCAAUUUUAUAUAUCCGAGACGGCGUUAGCUAUUGAUUCUAUUCAUAAAUUAGGUUUUAUACAUAGAGAUAUUAAACCAGACAACCUGUUGCUUGAUGCACGGGGUCACAUUAAAUUAUCGGAUUUCGGCCUAUGUACGGGACUUAAAAAGUCGCACAGAACUGAUUUUUAUAGGGAUCUCAGUCAAGCUAAGCCAUCUGACUUUAUGACGUCAUGUGGUAGUGGCAGCGGUGGUGCAAUGGACAGUAAAAGACGAGCUGAAAGUUGGAAAAGAAAUAGACGAGCAUUGGCGUACAGUACGGUUGGAACACCCGAUUAUAUUGCUCCAGAAGUCUUCCUUCAGACUGGGUAUGGACCAGCUUGUGACUGUUGGUCUCUUGGUGUUAUUAUGUAUGAAAUGUUAAUAGGUUAUCCUCCGUUCUGCAGUGAAAACCCACAAGAAACAUAUAGAAAAGUAAUGAAUUGGCGAGAGACAUUAAUAUUUCCACCAGAAGUGCCGAUUAGCGAGGAGGCCAAAGAUACUAUUAUUAAAUUCUGUUGCGAAGCUGACAGGAGAUUAGGAUCUCAAAGAGGUAUUGAAGAGCUAAAAUUAGCACCUUUCUUCCGAGGUGUCGAUUGGGAGCAUAUACGUGAACGACCCGCUGCGAUACCAGUUGAAGUCCAAUCGAUAGAUGAUACAUCUAACUUUGAUGAUUUCCCUGACGUUAAACUUGAAAUACCUUCAGCACCACUGCCCCAGGACGGAGAGGUGAUAUACAAAGACUGGGUCUUCAUAAAUUACACAUUCAAACGUUUCGAAGGCCUUACACAGCGUGGAACGCCUACGAAAAAAUAGCAAUCCUAUAAUUCUGCUUCAAUGAUACUAAAUCAGCAAUCAGACCCAUUAAAUCCGGCCCAAGUGCACCAGCAACAUCAGCAACAUCAGCAACAGCAACCGACAACACUGUCAACAACCUCAUCAACAAACCAGCCGUCCGAGGACGGCUGUUAAAUUUAUUUUCAUCACCAACAAUAAAUAAUAAGUGUUUUAAAGUUGCUUAUACUUAUACUUAUUAUUAAAUUUUUAAAUAUCUCAAGAUGUUAGGCCUGGAAAGCUGAUUUUAGACGAUACGAUUCUGCUCUCUACAAUUAGAGUACCAAAACGUUUUAAAUUAAAACUCCAAUCAUGUUUCAUUUUUACUCGACGAUAUUCUAUUUUAAUUAAUAAUCCUUUUUUAUUGAUAA